Messenger RNA from Corticium candelabrum, 2506 nucleotides. RefSeq lists its product as uncharacterized. Gene Ontology annotation, biological process: SCF-dependent proteasomal ubiquitin-dependent protein catabolic process. Gene Ontology annotation, molecular function: protein binding. Gene Ontology annotation, cellular component: SCF ubiquitin ligase complex. The transcript has 8 exons. Lineage: Eukaryota; Metazoa; Porifera; Homoscleromorpha; Homosclerophorida; Plakinidae. The record is from RefSeq and is a predicted model, not a curated record. The coding region runs from base 385 to 2145 and encodes 586 amino acids.
UGUGUCAUUCAAAAGAGCAAUUUAUGUACAUUUUAUACGUGUCAGAAUUGUUAUUUUUACUUUUAUAAUGUUGCUACAGUUGCAAAUAAUAGUAUUUUGUUAUGCGCGCGCUAGACUAUAAAGGCGCGCGCUAGAUAAUAAAGACGCGCGCUAGAUAAUUAUAGGCGUGACAUAGUAGUGCAAAGGUCAUAGAGGGAGGGAACUUCGCAUGACGAUUCUGAAGGGUUAAAAAGAAGGAGCGUUUUUCUUCAAUUUUUUAAAAUGUUUGCGGUAUGUAUAUUGUUUCAAGCAACAGUUUUUAAAGUCACGUGUUGUCAGUUUGUACAUGUACACACAAAGAAGGAUCCGGGAAAUUUAAAGUGUUGAUGACCCGUCAAAUAAAUUAUGGAGUGCUUGCCUGACGAAUUAAUAGUAGAACUGAUGACGUUCUUGGAACCAAGAGAAGUCUGCCGACUUUCAGCUACUUGCAAGAAGUUUAGAAGAAUAGGAAGAGAGCCAUGCAUCUUCAAACAUGUCUCGUUUAAGAAUUGCAUAUGGAUUACAAGGAAGGGUUUGUCAUUGUUUCUUAGUCAAUAUGGUACCCUUAUUACCAGUCUCAGUUUAAGGCAAUGUCAUCACAUUGGAGGAAACACUCUUAAUCAACAGAAGGAGACUUUAAGGAGUCUUAGGGAUCUGGACAUUGUUGGAUGUGGUUUUAAUCUUCUUGAAAUUAUUAAAGCAGUUGUUGGCCUUAAGGAACUUGUCAAUCUGAAGAUGGAUGGUUAUGCUGGCAGUAGUAAUUGCUGGACUCACACAAACGCUUCUAUGCAAGAAAGUUUUAUGGCAGCAAUUGCUCGACUUUGUUCUUUGACUGUAUACUAUCAAUCAGUACAUGCCGUCAGCAUCAUGAACCAUGUUUUGUCUAAGACAAAGGACAGAAGUCAGCUGAUGAGCUACACGGCUGUGCUGAAUCCAAGACAUAUGGUAAGUGCAGCAAGAGCACCAAAGAAUCUAACAUCGGUGGAGAUAUACAGCUAUUCCUCUGAUUUUACAAUGUCUCGGUCAUCAGCUACUGGUCUUAGCCUAAUUUCUGACUGUUUGUCAAACUCACCUAGGCUUAAAACAUGUUGCUUGUCAACAGCUGCAUACUCUGGAAUUCCUGUCACAAUUUCAUCAAAUUUACCUUUUGGAGACAAUCUAAGGAGUCUUAGACUUGCACAUUUGAGUCUGAAUGACUCUGUUUGCUCAGUCAUUGCUGUUGCAGCUUUUGAAUUGGAAGAGCUUGAUCUUAGCUGGUCUCACAUAACCUCAGAUGGCUUGGUCACGAUGUCUGCUGGGAAAAUUUCUUGUUUGAAGAAGCUGUGGUUGAGUCACACGAAUCUUUUCUAUACACUUAAAGGUGAAUCAUCUGUUGAUGGUCUCUCUCAUGUACUUGAGAGGGCUUUCCAUCUUGGGACACUUGACAUCUCUGGUCAAGGUCCUUGUCAUUAUUCACAUGUAAGAGCUGUCCAUUAUCUAUUGGCAUCUCAAACAAAGCUGAAAAAUUUAUCAAUACCACCAGAACUCUUUCUAACUGACACCAGUUCAUUUUCAGAAAUUAUUUCCAAUGUAUUCCACAUUUCUUUAUUUUCUGUAUCUGGGACAGGAGAGAGAUUUCCUACUGCUCUUCUUGUUGGUACUGGUAAUAUUCUGUCACAAGUGGUUCAGUGGAAGCAUCUCGAAUCUCUAACUUUAUCAUGGAUUCCUGCUAUGAGAAGCAGUGUUGGUCUAGUUAAUGUUGCUCAACAUUGCUAUUGUCUACGGCAGCUGUGUAUUAAAGGUGUUGGAUUACCUGGUCAUUCUUCAACAUUAGCACCACUUGCUGAAGCACUGAAACACUGUAAACGGCUAGAGAUUUUUUGUUUGGAGCAAAAGUAUUUCAACUUCUCACUACAUUUUGGUGAUUGUUUGUCUGCAUGUACCAACUUGAAGUUAUGCCAUUUGAAUCUACUUGGGGGACGUGUUGAUCUACAGUCUGUAUUGCAAGUAUUGGAGAGAUGUAGCUGCUUGAUGGGUUUUGCGUUGUUUUCUGGCAUGAAAACAACAGAUUGUAAACGUUUGUUGAAGAGUGCCCGAUCAAUAGAUGUUUACUUAAUUAAGUAUGUUUAUAAAGAAUAUAAAGAAUAAGUUAUCAUACAAAUUUGAUGAGCUUUCAACCGGGAAGCAAAUGUCUGACUACUUCAUAUACAGUAAGAGAGAAUUUUAUUUAAUUGGCAGCAUGUGUUUUUUGUCAUGUUAGUUGUUGACAGUCUUGUACAUGUGUAUGCUUGUCAAUUUUCAGGUGUGGAAAUGAGGUUCUUCUGCUCAUCAGAAACGUAAGACCGGAGACUGUGGACUACCAAGAGUCACUGUCCAAACAGUUUCUUAUGACAGGACAGCUGAAUCAAUUGUUUCCUCUGUAUUGAUGAACUCAUGUAUAAACGUGAUUUUUUUCUCUAAUUUUACUAUUAAUGAAUGAAUGAUUGAAUGAAUGAAUUUAGUGUUGUCA